AUGAGCCAGUUGAAGAUACGGGAGGACCUCAGCGUGAAGGCCGACACGCUGGGGGACCGGCUCGUCCGGCUGGAGGGCGAGCACAGCAGCCUGCGGAUACCAGAGAAGUACGCGUCCGAGGUUGUCCGCCUGAAGGAGGAGACCGCACAGAGCCCCACCGAGAAAAAGGGGGAGGAAACGCCCGAGGCCGAGGGCGAGGACGGUGGCCUGGACUCCGAGAUGUGCCAGGAGCAAGAACAGGAGCAGGAGCAGGAGGCGCCGCCGUGUAAGCUGGAACCCAAAUUCUCCUACUCGGACCUGCCGAAUCAGAGGCAGUGGGACGCCACAAACCUGCAACAGUUCGUCAGAAAUGGGAAGGAUACUUUCCAGUUAGCCAUCUGGAAGCCGCAGAAGGGGGAGGAUGCCCUACGGUUGCCCGCGGACCUCCGGAUGACCACCAACUACGCCACCAGGGGGGUGCCGCCCGACGGGUCCAAGACGAAGAAGAGGCGCCUGCCCAACGCCUCCGUGCUCCUGUAUGUGCGCAACGGCGCCAACAAUGCGUGGGUCCUCAUGACCCUAGCCGAGGCCGAGAGCACCCGCCGCCUGCUGGACCUCGACCCCUCGAGUAGGGCCCAUGCCGGCCUGAUCUCUUCGCUUGGACACUGGCUCACCCUGUGGCCUGAGGGCGCCGCGGACCCAGGCUUCGUCGGGAAGUCGGUGUCCCACGACCUCCCGCCGGUCGACCGCACGUCGUCGGAGCAGGAGGCCGCGGCCUGGGCACCGCUGGCGCUCACGCGUUUCUUCAACGCGGAGUCGAACUUCAGCAGUCGCCAGAUCAUCUCAAUCCUGAAGUGCUUAGAGGGGACCAGCUUCGAGCAGCGCUCCAAGUGGCUGACGGCGGUCGCGGACGGCCGAUGGCGCGAGAUCCCGGACAUCACCAAGGAGAUUUCGGUGAAACAGGUACUGUACCGCCGCCCCAAGGAGGGCCCAGCCGAGAUGCAGCAGACGCACGAAGUCAUGAUCAGGCUGCGGAAAGCGGUUGCAAAAUACUACCCUCAUGAAAAAGAUAGCAAUGGUGUCUUGAAGGCGAUUGUUCAGCAGUUCGACAAGAGAAAACCUAAGAAUGGAAAGCUAGACCGCGUCGAGCUGGAGAAGUUUGUCAAGGAGAUGGACGACUUCAGCGGUCUGCGCGCGGAGUGA
Molecule: messenger RNA, 1182 nt
Organism: Prorocentrum cordatum
Lineage: Eukaryota; Dinophyceae; Prorocentrales; Prorocentraceae
Source: the annotation of a GenBank genome assembly